AUGCGAUUUAACCAUGGACAGCCGCAGCCCCGACAGGAGUCCCGAUUGGAGAGUCGCCUUGGCGGACCGGAUCGUAAAUCGGAGUUCAGACCGGACUACCGCUCCGACCAUCGCCACGACCAUCGCCACGACCAUCGAUCCGACCACCGCGAUCGACACGACUCGCGAGGUGAUUAUCGGUCGGACCAUCGUGGAGACUACCGAGAUUCCAGAGACUCGAGGCGUGACGGGAGAGACUACCGUGAUAGUCGAGAUCACCGUGAUGCACGAGGACCGCGGGAACACCGCGAUCCUCGCGAUGCCCGCCACCCGCGAGAUCGUCGUCCCGAACCGCGCUUUGAGAAAAGGCCGAAGCCGCCCCCGAAAGCUAUAUUCAGAAUCGUCAAGAAAGCCAAGCCUCGACCAUCCGUCAAGCCGGAAUUCCAGGGUCCUGGAUCCAUCUACUACCGAAAGCCUGGUAAUGAAUCGGUUGUGGGCUCCGGAACGUAUGGCAAGGUGUUUAAGGCGGACCAUAUCUAUACCAACAAUAUGGUGGCCCUCAAGCGAAUCAGAGUGGAGAACGAAAAAGACGGCUUCCCGGUGACCGCUAUUCGCGAGGUCAAGCUCCUGGAGCACCUGAGACACGACAAUGUCGUCCAAUUGCUUGAGGUCAUGGUCGAAGACAACCAUUGUUAUAUGGUAUUCGAAUACCUCAGCCAUGACUUAACUGGACUUCUAAACCAUCCGAGCUACAAGCUUGAUGAGGCUCAAAAGAAGGAUCUGGCGAAGCAGAUGUUUGAAGGCCUCGACUAUCUCCAUCAUCGAGGCGUCCUUCACCGCGACAUCAAAGCUGCCAACAUCCUCGUCUCCAAUAGUGGGCAGCUCAAGAUUGCUGACUUCGGGCUUGCGAGAUUCUAUUCGAAGGUCCGCCGUCUGGACUACACCAACCGCGUCAUCACGAUCUGGUAUCGGAGCCCCGAACUGCUCUUCGGCGAGACCCAGUACGGCCCAGCCGUCGACAUCUGGUCGGCGGCAUGCGUCCUCGUCGAGAUCUUCACGAACUACGCCAUCUUCCCCGGUGACGGCACCGAGCUGAACCAGCUCCAGAAGAUCUACGACGUCCUCGGCGCCCCCACCCUCGAGCAAUGGCCGGGCAUGCGCGACACCGCGUGGUACGAGCUCCUCAUCAACGCCUGCAAGCCCCGCGCGUCGACCUUCGAGUCCAAAUACCGCGACAAACUCACUCCCGCCGCCUACGAGCUCCUCACCAGCAUGCUCGACUACGACCCGGCCAACCGCCCCACCGCCAACGACGUCCUCGAGCACCCCUACUUCACCGUUGAGCAGCCGGCCGCCUCCCGCGCCGUCGAACUGGCCAACAUCCAGGGUGACUGGCACGAGUUCGAGUCGAAGGCGCUGCGCAAGGAGCGCGAGCAGAAGAAGAAGGAGAAGGAUCGGCACGAGCGCGAGCGCGAGCGGCAUCGGCAGAAGGAGCUGAAGCGGAGGGUCGACGACGGGGAUGCGCACGACAAGGGCGGCGAACAUGAUCGGAAGCGGAUAAGGAGCGAGCAGGAGAAGGACGCGGAGAGGGAUCCGUCGGGCGGGCUCCCCAGUCCGCGGAUCGAGGACCGUAAAGGGGACCUGAUGGAGGUGGAUCCGGUGUGA
Messenger RNA from Eremomyces bilateralis CBS 781.70, 1644 nucleotides. RefSeq names its product Pkinase-domain-containing protein. Lineage: Eukaryota; Fungi; Ascomycota; Dothideomycetes; Eremomycetales; Eremomycetaceae. The record is from RefSeq and is a predicted model, not a curated record. Gene Ontology annotation, molecular function: RNA polymerase II CTD heptapeptide repeat kinase activity; cyclin binding; cyclin-dependent protein serine/threonine kinase activity. Gene Ontology annotation, biological process: positive regulation of transcription elongation by RNA polymerase II; protein phosphorylation; transcription elongation by RNA polymerase II. Bases 1 to 1644 code for a protein of 547 amino acids. Gene Ontology annotation, cellular component: nucleus; cyclin/CDK positive transcription elongation factor complex. The transcript is spliced from 2 exons.